Messenger RNA from Stomoxys calcitrans (stable fly), 2178 nucleotides. It is a transcript of the gene fax, whose product is annotated as failed axon connections. The transcript is spliced from 5 exons. Lineage: Eukaryota; Metazoa; Arthropoda; Insecta; Diptera; Muscidae. Gene Ontology annotation, cellular component: cytoplasm. The record is from RefSeq and is a predicted model, not a curated record. Bases 276 to 1472 code for a protein of 398 amino acids.
AACGUAACGUUACCAUUUAAACAUUGUCGUUCCAAAGUGUCAGUUCAGUCAGAGUUCUUGUUGUUCCGUUUCCCGUUGUUCCACCCAACCGGAGUAUAUAAGGAUAUACAGAUAAUAAUUGUGUGUACUGUACAUAUAUACGUGUAUUUGGCUUGGAUGUGUUUGACUUAAUUAAGUUUUUAGUGUCGAUACUUUUUUUGGCCACUAGUAGUCGGUCAAAGAUUUGGCAGCAUACAAAAGCAACGGUUAAAAUUUUAAUUUGAGUAAUAAUCGAAAUGUCUGCAGAAGUUGCUAAUAAUCCCGUUGGAGAAAACAAGCUUGAAGAAGUUGUGGCUACUGCAGAAGGGGGUAGUGUACCGGAAAAAACUGAAAAUACAAGCGCUGUAGACGAUGGAAACGCCCAAGACGACAAUGUGGAGAAGCAAGAUGCUGCUGCAGAGGACACAAAAAAAGAAAGUGAAUCUGCUCCAAUAACGGCGAAGUCAGAGCCAGCCCCAAAAUGCAGUGUUCAUAAAACAAAUUUCGAAAAAGAUAUGAUUUAUUUGUACCAAUUCUCCAGAACACCCCUUUUGCCAUCAUUAUCUCCUUACUGUCUUAAAGUGGAAACUUGGCUCCGCCUAGCAGGUCUUAAAUAUGAGAAUGUUGAUCACAAGAUGAGGUUCAGAUCUAAGAAGGGGCAACUUCCUUUCAUUGAAUUAAAUGGCGAGGAAAUCGCAGAUUCCGCUAUUAUUAUUAAAGAUCUGUCGGCAAAAUAUGGAAAAGACCUCGACGCUGGUUUAACUACAGAACAACGUAACGUAUCAUAUGCUAUGAUAGCUAUGCUGGAGAAUCAUUUAAUUUGGAUUAUAUUUUACUGGCGAGCCAAGUUUCCGGAUAACGUUCUUAAAGGUUAUAAAGUGAACCUUCAACAUGCGUUAGGACUACGUUUACCAAAUUCCAUACUGAAUUUCUUUUUCAAAAUAACAUUCGGGCGAAAGUGGUUCCAGGGUACAAAAAAACUCAAGGCUCACGGAAUCGGGGUACACAGUGCAGAGGAGAUUGAAGAAUUUGGCAAGAACGAUUUAAAAGUUCUUAGUGAAAUGCUGGACUGCAAGCCAUUUUUCUUUGGAGAUGAACCUACCACAUUAGAUGUCGUUGCAUUUGCGGUGUUGUCGCAGCUACAUUUCUUGUCGAAAGAAGUCCAGUAUGCGUUACGUGACUUUAUGACUGAGAAAUGUCCAAAUCUUGUUGGACAUGUUUCCCGAAUGAAGGAUAGAUGUUUUCCAGACUGGGACGAAAUAUGUACAAAGUUGGACUUGAAUGCACACAUACAAAAACCAGAGCCAGAAAAUAAAGAAGGAAAAGAGGGCGAUUUGGAAAAAUCAAAAGAGCAGGAGAACGAAAUUGAAACAAAUGAAAAAGAAUUAGAAAAAGAAAAGACAAAUGAAAAGGAAAUAUCUGAAGAAAAUAAGGAUAAGGAGGAAGCUAAGUAAAAAAUUCCAUAAUUUUUCCAUAUAUGUAAAGGAAGAGGAUAUUGCAUUAACUAUUGCAUUAUAAAUAAUUAUAAAAUAUGCAGUUUGGACACAUAUAAAUAAAACUUUAGUAUAAAAUUAUAUAUUAUAUACCUAAGGAAAGUGACUAGUUAAAAGCUAAUUAACUUCUGACGAUUGAAGAUGAUUCUUGAAUUUCCAUUUUUAUAUAUUAUCGAAGAUAAGUCGAACAAGUUAUUAAAAAAAGUAUGUAUUUUUUAUAGUUUUAACAUAAAGAAAUUGUGUGCAAAUAUUAAUGUAAUCCGAUUUGUGUAACCUAAGUUAUUUUUACCAAAAUGUUGAUAUUUCUCGAUAUUAAAUGUUUUUUAUUACUUUCUCAUUUUUGUACUCUGCAUUAUUUUUGUCCAUUUAGUUUCUAAAUACAAGGAAGCAUCGCAUCAAAAUCUAUUGUAAUACCUAUCAGCUUGUAUAUUUUACUUUGCCAAAAAGUACAUACAACCAUCAUUUUAAAAUGCUCAAACAUAUAUUCAUAUAAAAAAAACGCUCGAGUGGGUAUUGUUUAUACCCAUGUCCGGUAUUUUACUGCUGCAAAAUGAACAUAGUUAUAAGAUAACUUAAACUUAAAGGAAUCACCGAUCAAUAUUUUCAUCAUCACAUUAGAUACGGACAUGUAGAAUAAUAAACCUUUGUUUAUGUAUUAAAAUAAGAA